AUGGACGCCGCCACCAACCUCACCAUCCGCAACAUCACCAUCACGCCGCUCGAGCUGAAGCUAGUCGAGCACCUCGACCCGCCGCCGCCGCCACCCCACCACGGCGCUCCCGGCGGGCUCGCUAAGAUCACCGCCCGCCUCACCGGACGGCCUGCCGCAACACCCACGCCCUCGGCGACGACUACUAUUGCUGCAGAGGAUGCCGAACAGCAGGAACAGCAACAGGACCAUACCCGCCCCUUCAGGCGGCACCAGAUCAGCGGCGUCGUGGUGCAGCCCUUCUCCGAGGCGUCGCUGCCCAGCGAGAUCGCACCGCCCGAUGUGGCGCGCGGCGAGCAGCUGCGCCUGACCUUUGAGGAGCCCGGAUCACCAGCCGUGCAGUACGUGGCCAAGAUCCCCGGGCCGGCGCCGCAGCCGCAGCGGAGUAUCGUGAUGCGAGCCACUUCACUGUCACCAGCGGCCGGUGACGAUGACAGCGCUGCCCCCCAAAAAGAAUUCACGCUCGUCUACGUGCCCAGCCACGCGUUCCUGGCCAUCUUCAGCAGCGCGCGGCUGGCGUCGUGGAUGGCGGAGCUGGACUCCGGGUUCCCACUGUCGGCGCUCAGCAUCCCCGGUACGCACAACAGCCCGACGUGCUACGUGGCGCUGCCUUCGGUGCGGUGCCAGGCGGCGAGCGUGCGCGACCAGUUGGACAACGGCGUGCGCUUCCUCGACGUGCGCGUGUCGUGCCCGUCGUCGCCGUCAUCGUCGCCGUCAUCAUCCCCACCACCACCAGACGGCAACAGUAACAACAGCAACAGCAACCUCGCCCUCGUGCACAGCGCCUUCCCCAUCAGCCUGUCGGGCACCAAGUACUUCCACGACCUGCUGGCCGACAUCUACGGAUUCCUAGACGUGCACCCGAGUGAGGCGGUGUUGAUGAGCAUCAAGCGCGAGGGCACGGGCAAGGGCACCGACCAGCAGCUGUCGCGGCACCUAGCGGGGCGGUACUUCGCGGGCGACGCGGCACGGCGGUGGUGGACGGCGCCGCGGAUCCCGACGCUGGGCGAGGCGCGCGGGCGCGUGGUGCUGGUGCGGCGGUUCCACGUCGACGAGACCGUGGCAGCGGAGAACGGCGGGGGGCUGGGCAUCGACGGGUCCGUGUGGCCCGAUAACUGCGCCGACGGUACGUGCGGCAGCGGCCAGAUCCGGCUGCAAGACUACUACGAGAUCGGCCAGAGCGACGAGAUCCUCAAGAAGAUCACGCUUGCCCAGGAGGAGCUCGAGAGGGCUGCCCAGCGCGGCGUUGUGCUGCCGGGCGAGGCGGCGGCCGCCGAUGCCCCGCCGCCUCAGCUCUUCAUCAACUUCCUGAGCGCCAGCAACUUCUUCAACGCCAGCUGCUGGCCAGACAGGAUCGCCGCCAAGAUUAACCCGGCCAUCAUCGAGUACUUGUGCAUGUCACAUGGCGCCCCGGGCAAAGGGCCGGGGCAGCUCACCAUCGGGGACGCUGCCACCGGCGUGGUCGUGACCGACUGGGUGGGCAACAACGGCGACUGGGACCUCAUCAGAUGCAUUGUCGGGUGGAACUCUAGGUUGCAGCUCAAGCGAUAG
Lasiosphaeria miniovina is the source of this 1590-nucleotide messenger RNA. Its product is annotated as PLC-like phosphodiesterase. The transcript has a single exon. NCBI's taxonomy places the organism in Eukaryota, Fungi, Ascomycota, Sordariomycetes, Sordariales, Lasiosphaeriaceae. Gene Ontology annotation, biological process: lipid metabolic process. Gene Ontology annotation, molecular function: phosphoric diester hydrolase activity. The record is from RefSeq and is a predicted model, not a curated record. The coding region runs from base 1 to 1590 and encodes 529 amino acids.